UUUGUCUGUUGUCCUGAACAGGAUGAUCAGAUUGGUAUUCUUAUUUCUACUAGUUGUGUUAUCUGUGGAAUUAUUGGAUUUUCGUUCAAAUAACUAUCGUCAAAUUAUCAAUAAUGCUCUUCCAACAAUUGAUCCACAAAUGAUUAGUCAAGCUCAAGCUGCAAUUAAUCCUUACACUGACAUUUUUGUGAAUCCCCCAAAUAGUUUUGUCGACUUUCCAAUGGCUAACAUUGCGUCAUCAGGUGCAUUUUGGCAGCAACCACAAUCUACAGUAUCUCAAGUAGCAUGGAAUCCACCAGUUUCUACAAAUCCAUCAUCAAGUCCAGCAGCGAGCACAAUAUCAUUUCAAAGUUAUCAGAAUCCAAGUACAUUUCCAUCAACUACUACUGCUUCAACAACUACCUCAACUACAACUAUGCCACCAACUUAUCAAACUACAACAAAAUCUGUCAAAAAGAACACAGAAACAUUAUGGACAACAUCGAAGUCUCCAAUGAAGUUGUCGAAGAAUCCAAAACCAUCGAAAUUGAAUCAAAAAUCCUCAAAGUCAUCAGCAACUUCUUUUGACUCCGCCCAGUUAUCAGUGUUAUCUCAUCGACUUUUAAAUGAUGUUUUGAUUAUUCCAUCUUCUCGACGACUUUAUAUUCUUGCAAUUAUUCCAAUUCAUCAAUCUUCUGGGCAACAGAACUUUGAAUGCGGAGAAAUCGAUGUGAACGCAAUUGUCAGAAUGGCUGCAUUUUUGGAAGCACAAAAAACUAUAAACGAAUCAAAUCUUCUUAAAGAAAUUGGUGUAGAUAUUGGAGCAAUUAUUGUUGAUUCAUGUUCAACGGAUCUUCGUUCAGUUGCUGAUCUUUAUGAACUUUUAUCGGGGACAAAUAUUCAAAAAAGUGAUCUUAUUGCAAUUAUUCGAGAUGAUUCAACAUUUAUGCCAAAUACUGAACAGAUUAUAAGACAGCUCAAUUUACCAGUUGUCAACACAUUUUUCACAACGAGAUCGGCGGUGCAAACAUCUGGAACUUUGCCAUCAAUGUUUCUCCCAAUUCAAUCAAUUAUAUCAGCACUUCGUCAUUACCAGAGUACUUGUGUUAACAUUAUUUUUGAUGAAAAAUAUUCAGAAUCCGUAAGUGAGUUCCAGCAAGUUGCUCUAACAGAAGGAAUAUGCGUAGAAGUCGCGAUUCAUGUGAAGAAUGCAAGCAGUACGGUUUCAGAAAUGGUGGUUAGAAGAUUACUACUAUCAGAAGCUAGAAUUGUAGUGGCUCUUUUAUCAGAAGACACGUGGAUUCAGAUGACUAAAGCGCUACGCUCGGAGAUGGUUAUCGCCGGCCGUUUUGUAUUUAUUUCAAUGCAAGAUCAACGAUGGACUACAUCAAGGAAGUUCAUUGAAAGUUGGCCGACUUUUGAGCAACAUUUGAUUUCGAUAACUCCAAAAACACCAAUUAAUCAUGAAGAGGAAAUCAAAAAACUAACCGAAAACAUACCAAAACUAUCGCUUCCGAAUCUCUGGUUGAAGCAAUUCUGGUCGUCUGCUUUCAAAUGCCACGUGGAUAAUGAAGAUAUGGGCGGUUCGAAUAGUUUUUCAAGAGAAUGUGCUACAACUCAAUCAUUGAACAUCUCGCAAGUUGCUCCAGAUGUUGAUGUUGCCUCCAUUUCACUAGCAACUCAUGCAAUCGGAAUUGCAUUCCGUUCAUUUGUAGAUCGUGUCUGUCCAGGAGCACUUGUAAUUUCUUUAUCUGAUUGUGUUAAUGACCCGUUUGUGGGAUUUCAUCAGUCAAUUUUAGAUUCUGAUUUUGUACAUCAUCUCAGUGACAUCCCUGUUUCAUUCAACUACAGCACCGGUUUUCGUGACAUUUCUCUACGAAUCAACAGAGUUCAAUUUGUGGAAGAUCGUCUUCAAUUCUCAGAACUUGGAAUAGUUGAUCCAAUUCAAUUUACAUAUCAAGAUAGUAGUGAUACUGCAACACCAUCUGCACGUGGAAGCUAUCUUCUUAUGUCAUCCACUUGCCCGAAGUCAACAUGUGCAAAGGAGCUCGCAAAAAGCACAAUUAAGCAACAGUUACCGUCCAUUGUGAAGGCUCUUACCGACUUGGAAAUCAUGAUAUUCACUAUAUUCUCUGUACUUUCUGCAUUAACAUGCCUCAUGUGUAUGUAUUUGAAAGUGAUAUCAGUCAGUGAAUAUAGAAAUCUGACAGCUGUAACAUUUCUUGGACUCGCAUUUUUAUCAAUCAGUGCUCCUGCAUUCAUUAUUCCUCCCAACAGUAUUUCGUGCUCACUACGAAAACUUUUAUUCCCAAUUGCUAUCAGUAUUACAAUUGCACCGGUAUUUGUGAAAACUGUCCUUAUCUGGAAGUCAAUCGGAUCAUCAAGUAGUUCAGUUCUCAUCGCAUUCUGCAUUGUUUUGAUUCAAACUGUGAUUUCAACAGAAUGGCUUUUACUUGCUUCUGAUUCGGCCACCGAGUUCGUAUCAACACUUCAUGGAACCAUGUGGAGAUGUUCUCCAGGCGAUUCAUCUGAAGAAAUGAUCCUUCUCUCGUGUUCUCUCAUUGCUCUUCUAUCUCUUCUAUCUUUCAUUUUUGCUCUGGCAACGCUGAAACAUUCCCAGAGUCUUCAGCAUCUCAUGAUCUCGAUUCUUGCUAUUUUAUUUGAAACUGCUCUCUAUGUAUCUCUCCCAUUGAUCCCCUACAAAACCCGUGAUACUGUCAUGGCAACAACUAUUCUUAUAUUUGCUUUUGUGGCUCUACUACUGAGUCAUACUGGAAAAUCUUCAGCUAAAAAAGAAUCGGAAUGUGGUGGGACAUUGCAGAAAACUAAUGAAAAUUGGCUUCAACAUGUUGUUCAGUCCCCACAAGAUCAGAUGACAUUAGUGAAGAAUUAUCAUACAGCAUCAACUCAUGCUCAGUCAACAAUGCAAUUUGAAAAGAGAUCAGAAGAUACUUUGAGAAGAAAUACAUCACUUUAUGGAACUGAAGGCUAUGAACUUCCAACUCCUUGAGAACUCUGCAGUAACUACUUCUAGAUGAACUUUCAACUUCCUCCGCGACCCAACCAAUAAUUAUUUUUUAAAUCAUACAUUCCAUUAUUUAUUGUACACACAAAGCGUAAUGCCAAUAAAUUGUUUUGAUAG
Caenorhabditis elegans is the source of this 3121-nucleotide messenger RNA. RefSeq lists its product as uncharacterized. The transcript has 17 exons. Gene Ontology annotation, biological process: adenylate cyclase-inhibiting G protein-coupled glutamate receptor signaling pathway; G protein-coupled receptor signaling pathway. The record is from RefSeq and is marked reviewed. NCBI's taxonomy places the organism in Eukaryota, Metazoa, Nematoda, Chromadorea, Rhabditida, Rhabditidae. Bases 23 to 2989 code for a protein of 988 amino acids. Gene Ontology annotation, molecular function: G protein-coupled receptor activity. Gene Ontology annotation, cellular component: membrane.